AUGGCUGGCCUCUACGCCCUCUUCCGGCCCGUGCCGCUCUUUACGACCGCCGCCGUGCUCCGCGUGGCAAUGCUUUACUACGGACUCUGGCAGGAUGCCCACUCGGCGGUCAAGUACACCGAUAUCGACUACCUGGUUUUCACAGACGCGGCUCGCUUUACCGCACAGGGGCGCUCGCCCUAUGACCGCGAGACCUAUCGCUACACCCCUCUCCUGGCGUGGAUGCUCGUCCCCACGGCGUCGUCGCAGGCUUGGUUCGCGUUUGGGAAGUUCGUCUUCGCUGCUGCCGACUUGCUGGCCGGGUAUUACAUCGUGCGCACCCUGGAGAGACGAGGAGUGGGCCAGGCGAGAGCGUUGAAGUUCGCCAGCAUCUGGCUACUGAACCCCAUGGUCGCGACGAUCAGCACGCGAGGAAGCUCCGAAGGCUUGCUUGGCGUGACAGUCAUGGCACUUCUCUGGGCUGUUCUUGAGAGGCGAAUUUCGUUGGCCGGAUUACUCCUUGGGUUUGGGGUUCACUUCAAGAUCUAUCCCUUCAUUUACGCACCGGCCAUUGUGUGGUGGAUGGAUGACGAGACUCUCGGCAGGAGGAGCUCUGGUACCCAUGGGAAGACUCUGGUCAAAGCUGUCGCAAAUUUCUUGAGUCCAGAGAGGAUCAAGCUGGCCGUCGUCAGCCUAGCGACCUUCAUGAGUCUGAAUAUCGUCAUGUACUCCAUAUACGGGACGCCAUUCUUGGUGCAUACAUACCUCCAUCACGUCACAAGAAUUGACCACCGACACAACUUCAGCCCGUACAACAUUCUCUUGUAUCUGACCUCGGCGUUUCCCUCGACGGCGGCCAUCCGUAUCGAGUCUGUUGCGUUCCUCCCCCAGAUUCUCCUCUCGACCGUCCUCAUCCCACUUAUUCUGGCCAAAAAAGACCUUGCAACCUCUAUGAUGGCUCAGACGUUCGCCUUUGUGACCUUCAACAAGGUCUGCACCAGCCAGUACUUCCUCUGGUACAUGGUUUUCUUGCCCAUCUAUCUUCCCAACUCCUCGUUCCUCAAGAACCCCAAGCUGGGAGUUACCGCACUGGCCUUGUGGAUUGUGUCCCAAGCAGCUUGGUUGCAGCAAGGAUUCCAACUCGAGUUCUUGGGGGUCAGCACUUUCUUUCCGGGCUUGUUCGUGUCAUCCGUGGGGUUCUUCCUCGUCAACUGCUGGAUUCUGGGUGUCAUAGGUGGAGGGAACCUGAAAGACAAAAAGGAGAAGGGAGUUGCUGCCUGGAAGUGGGCACGUGACACGGCGUCACUUUCCCGCGCUGCUCGGGACGCGGGCACGCCGUCCAAUUUCCCCACCACAAACUCACUCCCGUCGCGACAACCGAGCCUUCGCGCUACAGCCAGCAACUCAACUCCGCAGACAUCGGCGGACUGCUCUAGCGGGCAAAAGGAUCAAACCGCGAUGUGGCUCUUGGAGACGGACGGCGAUGUGUUUCAGGGUAUAACCAUCCAGGACCUCCCAGAAAAAAAAGCAGAAUGCGACAAAUGGCUGACGCGAUUUAAUACAGGCAGGCGACUCUGGCUCCGGCCUGGAAAGCGAUACCUCUUUGGCCGAACAGCUUCUGAACCGGGACAACUUGCCAUCUCCCACAAGACCAUCUCGCGCAAACAUCUCACGAUUGAGGUCGGCACGGUGCCUGAUGGCGCAAGCCAACAUCUAUCAAGCCGGUCGGCGGUCAUGAUCGAAGACUUGGGCACGAAGACCGGCACGACCGUCGAUGGACACAAAUACAAGGGCGAGAAGCAUGUCAUCACCGAACUUGCGGCCGAGAUUAAGAUGGGUGGCUGCCCUGACAUGUUCCGUCUCUCAUGGCACCCUGUAGUGCUCACAUUCAGCUUCUCGAGCCGGGAGCUCCAAGCCGACCCCUUUUCCCGCCUACGUGCCGAGCUCGAGCAGUUCGAUGUCAAGUUGGCGGCCGACUACAACAUCCAGCACACGACUCACGUUGUCACCAAAAAGCGAAAUACUUCCAAAGGCUUACAAGCUCUCAUCAACGGAAGGUACAUUGUCACCGACUCGUUCAUCGAUGCGAUUGUCGCAGCAGCAACACCCUCUACCGACGGGAAUGGCACAGCUACCUCUGCCUUGGAAGAUGAUUUUGACGCGAACUGGCCAGAUCCAUUGAGCCACCUGCCUCCUCGUGGCGGUGAGCCUGUAGAGCGGCCGCCAUCUGCGUACGCACCGAACGAGAGCCGCCGGGAAAUCUUCGAGGGGUACACUUUCAUCUUUUACGACAAGGGGCAAUUUAAUACGCUGUUGGCACCCAUCACCAACGGCAAGGGUAAAGCUCUCUACACCAAUGUGGAACCAAACUCAACAAUAGUCGACGAUUUCAUCCUCUACGUAAAAACAGAAGCUGGUGAAAAGGGCCUAGGCUCCUUCGAAGACGGAAGCGAAGGGCGAGGUGUGGUUGUUGUCCGUUUCACUCCCAGCAAAGGCGACUCGGUAGAUUGGUACGCCGAUUUCUUCACUCAGGUCUCCCUCCGCUUGGACCAUAGACCCAUCGAGCAGAACGAAUUCCUCGAGGCUAUCCUCAUCAACGAUGCUGGCAUUCUGCGUCGGCCUCUGGAGGUCGAUCCUACACAACUACCUCCGGACACGGCACCCCACCAACAGGCGAACGCGGAUCCUAACUCGAUGGACAUUGAUCAUCCAAACGUCUCUCAGAACACCCAAGAAUCGUCUUCAGGUUCCAAGACGGUUGCUGCCAAGAGCCGAGUACGAAGAGCAGCAACAAGACGGUUUGCGGGAUUCGACGCCGAUGAUGACGAAGAGGAAGCCAUGACCCCCCCGGUGACUGAAAGUGCCCUGUCCAACGUCUCAGCAAACGACGAACCGGAGGAAGGGCUGUUCGUGUCCCAAGAAGUACCUCCGCCGGAGGAAAUUGCAGAAUCAUCAAACGAGAUGACGCAUAAAUCAACUCGAAGGAAGCGCCCCGCUGCCCAAGACGACAGCAUCGAGGAUAUCAUCCCGACUGCUGCGGCGGUGAAACGCCGACGGAUCGCUGCUGGCGAGGAAGCGGUCCCUCGCCAGAAGUCCCCCUCGGCUACGAUGGCCCCCGAUCCCAAGGCUGUGCCCAAAGCGAAGAAGAUCAAGAAAGAGAUUGACGUCCUCGACGUCGCUCGCCAACAACGUGAGGAAAUGGAGGCUCGCGCCAAGGCAGAAAAGGAGGACCUCGCCAAUCUACCCGACGACGUAGACCUGAGCGAAAUCCGUCGACUGCACAUUGUUGAGGAGAUGCCCAUCCGUCAACCAACGGCCAACAAUAGUCACGAUCAAGACGCAGAGAACAGCAGGUGGGAUCCAAGGUGGAACGGGCGGAAGAAUUUCAAGCGCUUCAGGACGCGCGGCGAGCUUACAGGACGUCCACCACAGAAGGUCAUCGUGCCCCUGACACAUGUCAAGACAAAGGAGUUCGGCAUCGGGGACGAUUACUGGCUCGAAGACAGCCAGAGCAAGAAGAAAGGUAAUGAGAUCCAGAAGAGCGGGACGAACACGACCGAGCCUGCCGCGUCGCCGGCUUCUCGACCGGCGUCGCGACAGCAACGCAUCGUCCUCAGCGACGACAGCGAGGAGGAAGAGGAUCAGGCGAUGCCCGAUGAGGAGCCUGAGCCUGAGCCUGAACCGGGGCCCGAGCCCGAGCCCGAACCGGAACCGGAACCAACACCGGCACCCCGGGCGAGGAGUACCCGCGCGGCGGCGACGGCAACACAGUCGCAGAACACAACUCAGACUCAGUCGCAGAGACAAACGCGGGCAAAGAGGGCGGCGCCAGCCGCGCCGGCCAAGGAGCCCCCGGCGAAGAAAGCUCGAGCGACCCGGAAGCCCAUCGAAGUUGCAGAUAGUGACGACAGCGACGAUGAGCUCAAGUUCAAGUUUGGCCGCAGGCGCUGA
Colletotrichum higginsianum IMI 349063 is the source of this 3930-nucleotide messenger RNA. RefSeq names its product FHA domain-containing protein. The transcript is spliced from 7 exons. Gene Ontology annotation, molecular function: GPI mannosyltransferase activity; alpha-1,4-mannosyltransferase activity; protein binding. The record is from RefSeq and is a predicted model, not a curated record. Bases 1 to 3930 code for a protein of 1309 amino acids. Gene Ontology annotation, cellular component: glycosylphosphatidylinositol-mannosyltransferase I complex; membrane. NCBI's taxonomy places the organism in Eukaryota, Fungi, Ascomycota, Sordariomycetes, Glomerellales, Glomerellaceae. Gene Ontology annotation, biological process: GPI anchor biosynthetic process.